ACACACACGGGAACUCAUGCGACAUCGACAUUUUUGUGUGCUUAGGCUUUAGCUUCAGUUACUGAUAAUAUAGGAUCCUUUUUUCUAAAAACAAAGAUAACGGUUUCAUAAAAUGUUGGCUGAAUAACUCACGAAACUCAAAAUUCGAUAUAAUCAAUGAUCUAUCACUGAAAAUAUCAGAACUUAAUGAAGCCGGGAUUCAAUGAAAAACACUGCCAGCGUGUUGAUGCUAUGGCCAUGGGCGCUGCCAUAUUGUCUGAAUGAAAAAUAUACUGCCAUCAACGAUCUGUCUGUAAUAUAGUUUGUGUUUCACAAAAUAUGUUAUUCCUCCGCGCAUAUUAAAGUAUUAAAUCAACAUUAAAAUCGUUUAAUUAUGCGUUUUUAUUUCAAUAAUCCUUUGAAUAUUGUUUUUCGGAUUUCCUUUAGUUCAAAAUUUCUCAAUAUUUGAGCCUGGAUAAAGAACUAUAUUAUACGUUGUUGCUAUGGUGCAGGGAUAUCUGUAUACAAUAAGCUGUGAGUAGACGUCAGACUAGACCGUGAUGUCGUGCAGAGCUAGCGUUCAAAACAAAUGUCAAUUCGACCUUUCCAUUUUUCUUAAAAUAUUAAACAAAUCAGUAACUUUUAGAGGGUAAUUUCCUGAGAAAUUUCUGUCAUGGAAGGAGUAGGAGAUGGUCCAUCUAUAGUUGUUGACAGUGGAGUUGAUGAUGGGACAAUUUUAGAAGAGGGAACUGGCACAGAGAAUGAGAUUCCAGCUGAUGCUUUGGCAGCAGUCGGCGAGUUGAAAGACGAGCUUGACCAGAUUGUUUUAGAACCUCCUAAAAUAGACAUGACUCCUUCAGACCUUCCUCUGCAAAGCUACCCUCUAACUUACAGGGAGAAUGACAACAAAGAGAAGCUGGUGUUGGCUUAUGCAGAAAACUUCCGACGACAGUAUGUUCAUCUUUACAGAGACCGCAAACCACUUCUUCUGUGCCCUCUAAAUGAGUGUGGGGUAGAAAAGUUUGUCUGUACCACAAUCAGACCCACAACACUACCAUACCAGGAACUUUAUGACUAUGACGGCUGUGCAGAAUUCGUUUCUGACUAUAUCACUUUUGAACCCCUUGAUCCUUCUGUAGACUUGCCCAAAUCAUUACUAUCUUCAACCACCGUACUGAGAAGACAGAGGGGGAACUGCUUUGAGAUGAGUACAUUGCUGUGCUCUUUGCUACUCGGAGCUGGUUAUGAUGCUUAUGUAGUCUGUGGCUAUGCAACAAGAGAGAUGACACUAUGUGAUGAAACCAGAGAAAUAUGCCCACUCUUGAAGAAGAAGAAUGAGGUGAAAAAGGAAGAGAAAAAGAAGGAGAUGAAGAAAUAUUCAGUAAAACCUCCUAAGGAUCUCAGAAGUAAGUUCAUCUUGGAAAUGGAAGCCAGGAAAGAGGCUGAACAAGCUAAAGAAGAGGAACAGAGGAAAAAGGAGAUGGAAGAAAAACAGGAGGAACUUGAGAAGCCACCUUCCGAUGACCUGUAUGGUUUAAGAGUACACUGCUGGGUACUGGUUCUUAGUGGUAAGAGAGAGGUUCCUGAAAACUUCUUCAUUGAACCAUUGACCGGUAACAGCUACUCCACACAACACGACGGCUAUCUUGGAAUAGAAUCACUCUGGAACAAUCAUAACUAUUGGGUCAACAUGCAGGACUGUUCUAAUGGCUGCAAGGACUUGACCUUUGAUCUUGGUGACUGUGUCAGGUGGGAGUUCAUGUUUCCAAGCAAUGAGAAACCAACCCUGGAUAUACCUGACAUGGAUGAAGAUGCUCUGGAUUUUGAUGACGAUGAGGAUGAAGAGAAAGAGGAAGACAAGCAUCUAGACAUGCCACCAUCCUGGGUCAGUCCUUUGGAGCUAUCUCUCAAGGAAUUCCAGCAUCGCUGUCCUCAGGGCAAGAAGACUCUCACCUACAAACGAGCCAAGCUAGAGAAGUUUGCCCACUAUCUUAUGAAAGAUGGUCUUGUCAUCAGGCUCUCUGUUUAUCAUGAUAAAGAGAUGAAAGAUCUUAUACAGGUAAAGGAGACCUUUUCACAUCGAAGAGAUAAACUUCACUUACGGGUGCACAACCACAGGACAGGUCUGAUCACGGAGUAUUACCACCAGGGAAGACCAUUACAUCUUAAAGAACAAUCUUACGGUCAAUGGCCUGACAGUGAACGUACCAUGAUCUUCUAUCAUCAUGCUAGAGUAGAUGGUUUGACAAGGCGAGAAGAGAAUGCACUAGAAAUGACUGAACACUUUGAUAACAGGGAUGACUUCCUGUUAUAUCGUCAUGUGGUGUUUGGUAAACGACUAAAGAAGCUAGAACCAGCUGGAACCGCACCUUCAUCAAAUCCAAGACCCAUCUUGAAAAUCGUUGAGAAGUUCCGUCGGAACAAGGCCAAGAAAGCCAACGAGGAUAUCGCGGAAUGCGUCUACCUCAUCUCAGAAGACCGCAUCCAGUUGACCUUCCAUCAUCAAGACGACAAGAUCACCGCCUCCACCCGAGACUUCAUCAAACCACCCAAUGCCAACGACAAAGGUGCAGUCUUGACCUUCUCACAGGAUAUUACCUCUACAUUCAGGGUGGAUCCCCUGGCUGCACCCCCAAAGGACCUGUUUAUUUAUAACCUAUUGGUUGAGUUGGUAGACAAAGAGGACAAGACUGUACAUAGUGUGAGAGAAUCAGAGGAUGAGGUAAAAGAAAUUCUGUCAGAAAGAAAAGAGGAGGAGGUUCGGUCAGAACUGGACAUAUCUGUUUAUGAUACAGAACGUAAUGAGAAAGCAAAACAACAUCGGAUUGAAAGGGAGAGACUUCAGAUGGAAGAAAAGAAGCGUAGAGAGGAGAUGGAGCUGGACUACCUUGCCCCGUUCCUGGCCCAGAUUGGAGACCCGGAAAAACUGAACCGACAGCAAGCCUUGAAGCUCAAAGAAGAUUGCCUAGCAGACCUCAAGAUGAGACUCAUUGACAAAGCUAACCUGAUUCAAUCCAGAUUUGAAAAGGAAACCGUUGAACUUCAUAAGAAACAGACUUGGUAUCAGAACAACCAGAUGAACAUGCAGAAAGAAGAUGAAGAGGAGUAUCUAGAGUAUUGCAGUGAAGCAAUGUUCCGCAUUCACAUCCUGGAGCUCAGACUCAACAGGCACAAGGAGAUGGCACCUCAUAAAUACAUGGCACUUGAUCAGAAGCUGAAAACUGACCAAAGAUUGUCCGAAUUCUUCUGAGCGCUGAUGGACGAUUGGACCUAGAAACUGAACCACUCACACUUUUGUUAUCCUUAUAAGAACUGAACUACUGAGGCCCAGAAGACAACGCUCAGUGAUAUUAAGCCUAUUUGAAAGGCUUUAUUGCAUAUAAUGAUCAGUUGGAUCAAUCUUAGAAAUGUCCAAUGAUCGAAUGCUUAGCUUUGUGUUAUGGGGCCCUGGUAGCCUGUCUACUUCCAAGACUGCACUUUCCUAGUAUUUGAUGUCAUCGUCCAUAAAAGAAACAUCCCAUCAUUGCAUUCUUCCGAACAUAUCAGACACAAAUUUAUUCUGAAAUUAUUGAAAGUACAUAGGCUAUAAUUGACUUGCUCAAAAGGUAGUCAUAUGAUUUCCACAACCAGCCUAAUAUUAGGAUUGGUGCUGUGACUACAAAUCCUAUUAUUUUGUAGCCAUUCCUAAAUAGAGUAUCUCAAAAAUUAUAUCCUACAAUUCUGUAACUGUUCUUAAUUCUUUCUUUGAUAUUCCGUCCAAAAUGUGUAAUAUCUGUGCUUCUUUAAUUUCUGUGCAUUUGGUUUUCACAUCUUUGUAUUUUUAUUAACAGAUUGCAAGUUGAAUUUUGUUAUGAAUCACCAUUCACUGAAUGGCUUUUGAAUACCCUUUUACAAAGUAAAUCUUAAAACUUUGGUUUUGGUUCAUGAUUUAUCUUGAAAAAGGAUAUUUGUAAAAUGGUCUAAUAACAGGUGUGUGAUGAAAAUUAGGACGGAAACACCUUGAAAACUAAGUUUAUGCAUAUCUAGGUAUGUAAAUAUACCUUCUCUACAUUGUGUUGCAUGAUUUACACAUGGAAUAUCAAGAUAUGUUAAAGAUGGAUGUGUAUAUAUACAUGUAUGUAAAUUCUUUUGCUAGAGAUAUUUGUAUUUUGUGAAUGGAAUUGUAAGUAUAUAUUGUAUAUCAAAGGACUGUAUGAAAAUAAAUUAUGGAAAAUAUUGCAUAUCUUA
This is a messenger RNA of Lytechinus pictus (painted urchin), 4206 nucleotides long. RefSeq names its product dynein regulatory complex subunit 7-like. Gene Ontology annotation, cellular component: motile cilium. The record is from RefSeq and is a predicted model, not a curated record. NCBI's taxonomy places the organism in Eukaryota, Metazoa, Echinodermata, Echinoidea, Temnopleuroida, Toxopneustidae. The coding region runs from base 653 to 3229 and encodes 858 amino acids. Gene Ontology annotation, biological process: flagellated sperm motility. The transcript has 14 exons.